AUGGCGCUGGCGUGUCUCAAGACCCUGGCGACCGAGGAUCCUCCCGGGCUGCUCACCUCGCAUUGCUCGGAGAACCGCUUCGCCUUUACUGCGGCUCUUGCGAAGGUCCUCGCCGCCAUGGGCUCGCCGGCGGCUGCGGCGGCGCCGGACCGGCCGAAGAAGAAGCCCCCUGUAACAGACUUUGCUUCUGCCGUGGACUUUCUGGAGCAGGCGAUUCACAAAGGACCAGGGGCUGGUGCGGUGGCUGUGGGCUUCCGCUCCUCCGUCUGCCUAGCAGUGGUGCUUCUGGCGGAAGCGCAAGGAGUUUCAGAUGCUGCCAGCCUCUCCCUGGUUGUCCGUGCCUUGCCGAAUGCUCUAGACAUGCCAGGUGGGACUCACAAGGGCUCCAUGCGACAACCUCAAGGAAGCUCCGGCCAAAGCGACGAGGAGACUUUGAUGCAGGUGGCCAGGCAGAUCUCCAUGGCACUCCAUCGUUUGCUGCGCCUUGCAGAGAGAGAGGGCUGCUUGAACGACUUUGUGGAGCAAGGGCUUCUUCCUGUGGUGUCCGCCCAGUUCAACGAGACGUCUCGGGGCACCGACAUGCGCAUGCUGGUGGUCCUGGAGACGUUGUGCGGAGCUUGCGUGGCUUCCGGUGAGGCCUUCCGCAGCAUCGAGACAAAGGUGACCAAGCCACUGCUGCACAUCGUCGGGAACUACCCGCAGGCCAUGGUACAACUGCAGGCCGUCUACUGCCUUCGCUGCAUCGGUCGUGGGUCACCGCCGCAGCUCUUCCAGUUGUUAAGCGUGUUGCUGAACCUUUCCACUGUGCAGAAUGCCGAAGUACUGGGCACACCCCUUCGGCGCCGGGAUGCGAAUGGCCAGAUGGUGGCAGGCAACACCGCGGUGGCUGCUGCCGCGGCUCAUGCUGACCUUCAACCUCUCAUCCGGGGCCUCUUCGGCCACUGUGCAGCACUUGCCGCUAUGAGUAGUGAACUCUACAGCAGUGAGCUUGGGGUGCCGCAUGAUGUGACUUCGGCAGUUUUGGGCACAUCUGGAGCCCUCCUCCAGCCUCAUCCCAGCCCAGCAGUCAGUGCACAGCGGCGAUGCUGUGCCUUCCUGCUCCUUGAGGGCCUGAUGUGCUUAGGCUCGGACUGGGUUGGGCAACGCCUGACAACGCUCUUCGCUCUGUGGAAGUCCGCGUUGGGCAAGAAGCCGGUUGACCGUGCCAAGGUGGUCUACCAGGAGCAUGUGUCUGCCAGCCAGUCUAAGAAGGAUGUGUCAACUGACCUUAGUGCCAACGUUUGCCGUGACGAGCUGCUCUCGCUUCUCUUUGCCCUGCGCUCCUUGUACGCCUUCACCUGGCACUCGAGGGACACGCUGCUGACCUCGUUGCCUCACCUCCACAAGAUCUUGGUGGUGUUCCUCACAAACAUUUCGCAGCUGGUGGUGGCCCUGCCGCAUCCCAGCUCCAGCAGCUUUCGCGCCAAGUACGCGCGGGAGGCGAGCGGUCCGGCAGGGAUGAGGCCGAUCAUCACCAUGUCUGCAAACUGCAACAUCCCUGAGAUUCUCCUCUCGAUCAGGGCCACGAUGUAUCGAACUUUCGCAGCCAUGCAGCCUUCCCUGUACUCUUCGCGCUUUGUUCCGUUGCUCAACAUGCUCGCCGACGAUGUGGCCAGGACUUUGCCUUCGGACUACCCCUUCACCGAGUUGGUGUCUCAUUUUCUGCACCGCUCUGACAUUGUCUUGGACUUGGUGGAUGUCCACCUCGAGACCAGCCGGGAGUGCGCCACCACCACCCGCCUGGGGGUGGAUCGGCUUCUCUCGGUCUUGCGGAAGGGUGCCGAUGCAGGAAGCUUCCGUGAGGAUGCCGGGCCAUUCGCUGAGGACCAGUGCUCCGAUGGCGGGGCUGCGUGCCUCUUCAGCCCGCUCCACCGCGAGAGCCCCGGGGCGCCCGAGUGCCUUCUGACGCCCUGGGAUGCCUGGUGCGAUUGUCGAGAGCCUCUGGCCCCACAGUGCGUCUCUGCGGAGUGGGACUGGCGGUGUAGCUCCGUGAAGCUCCUGGCCAUCAUCAUGAACGCGGCGGAGGUGGGAGAGAAUCCGCGGGCUGCUGUUCUUCAACACUUGCUCAAAGUUCGGCGGGAUGCCGCGGAAGAGGGCGGCUCAACAACCUCACCGCAGCCGGAGGUGCACGUAUCGUCUUCCGUGGCGGUUUUGGCCUACCUUCGCGAGCACGUGCGGAUGCGUGGACUGCAGGCAGCGCCGCCUGCCCCGGCGAUGGAGCAGGUACUUCAAUCCUCUCUGUCCGGGCUCAAGGAAAGCAAUCCGCUCCUUCGGCGAUUACAUGCCGAGAUCCUCGCGUUGCUCUUCUUCGUGCAUCAUCAGCUCGCAGACUCCCCGAUCGUGCCCAACAUCCUCCAGCAGCUCUCGGAGAGCCCCGGAUCGGACUCCAAGGAGGAGAAACUUCGGGAGCGUUCCGCUCUGGCGCUGCUAUGUGGCUGUGUGCUCCGAUGCUUCUCCUGGGGCUGGAGAGUUUUGAGCCCUGCGGGAGAUCACAGCGUUGGUGGCUUCCACUGCCCCUACAUCAUGAACAUCGUGCCAGCUUUGUUGAAGCUGGCGAAGGAGACAGCCCAGCCGGUGCGCUUGUGGAUGCUUUAUUCCUUGCAUCUGGGCAUGCAGGCUGCCAGAGGUGCUUUCAUGCCCUUCAUGAAAGACUCCCUGCGCCUGGCCACGGCACAUCUUCUUGCAGACUUUUUUGAGGCGCCGCUGGUGCUCUGGGUCGUCUCCGAGCUUACACACUCCGCCGCCGUGGCCAUGUCCAAGAGCGAAGGGGAUGUGGACUCCCGGGAAGAGCACCUGCUAGCCGGCAUCUGGCGUGUCUUCCGGCAUGUGGAGUAUCUGGAACCCAGCUGCGGAAAUGCUUUCGCCAUGAUACGGGCAGAGGUUGUCAGCUUGUCGACGGCGCCCUAUCUCACAAGGAUCGUUCCGCCCAGCAGUCUCUUAGCGAUGGCAGCUGGCAAGCUCUCUGACAACGAGACGAACCCGAAGGUGUGCUGUGUCCGCACCCACGCCGCCCAGUGCCUAUGGCAACUGGCCACGACUAAGGGCUGCGAUCUGGGCAGCCUCUUCCGAGACCGGACCAGGCUCUUCCGCCUUCUUGAUGCCUCGAAGGGCGCGGAGGCAGAAGCUUUUGAAGCUCUCAUCUCCUCUAUGCUCCAGGUGCAUGGGCUCCACGAGCUUCCAACGUGGCUCCAGGCUCUUCGCCAGGUCGUCUUGGCUCUGCCGCCCAAGGGCGCCAUCGCUGUAAGCACCAAGGAAGAAUCCGGGGCUUCCGCCGCUGGGCGCAAGGGCAGUGAGGAUCGAAAUGCCGACGAGAUCGAUGACGAGGCAGCGAUGGCGGGGCCGAAGCAGGAGUCUGGUGGGAAGCAGAGCAGCCGCAUCGCAACAAAAGUUUUUGCCGUGUCGUGCCUCCACCAACUCCUUGAUAUGGUCCCCGCAGGGGAUCCCGAUCAUUUUCAGCCGGAGACAAGCAGCCCGGCUCACAGUUCGCAGCUUCCGGUGGAGAAGCGCUUCAUGACCCACCUGGAGCUCUUGGUUGGCGUCGCAGUGAACGCUGCAAGCUCCGACGAGGCUUCGCUCUCCGCCGCCGGCCUUCGCCUCAUGCUCCUGAUCAUCCAGAGGUUCCAGCACACCAAGGACGUCCAGGGUCAGAUCGAAGGCGUGGACUGCCCACUCCUUUUGGUUCAGUUCGAGGCACAGGUCACGACUUGCAUCCGGCAUAACCUGCGGGCCUCUGCGAACCCCUCGGUCAUGCGGCUUGCGCUGGAAUUGCUGCGUGAUGUGAUUGCCGUGAGAGCAUGCACGUCCUCCCAGCGAUUGAUUGCGCUUCUGAUGCAGCCCUUCGCCAGCCCCGCUUUCGAGCCGGAUCCCCUCUUUUCGGAAGCAGCUUCCACGGGAUCGUUCCUCUUCCGGCUCCGCUGCGCAGCUGCAGUCUUGGACUCUUCGCAGUCGGAGCAGGUGGCGCUGCGCUCCUAUGCCAAGGACCUCGCCCGCUGGAUCGAACUGGCCUUGCGUGACGGCGCUGUGCUUCUGGCAGGACUUCCGCUGCAGAACGUGAAGACAUACCAGCCAGCCUGCUUCAACUUCGCCGAUUGCAAAGCCAUCCAGCCCCUGUUUCGCGCAGCGUUGCCCUCCCUGCUGCGUGGAGUUUGUGCGUUGUGUGCAGAUGUUCCACAGGGAUCGAGGUCUUCUCCGACGGCAUCGCCAUCUUGGGUCCUUAACAAGGAGCUGACAUCGCUGGCCCUCGGCAUUGUGGUGACGCUGAUGGCGGCAUCGGACUUGGACGAGCCAAUCGCUGACCUUCGGGUGUUUGUCCGGACCAUACGCCACAUCCUUGCAGUAUCUGCCAGUGGAACCGGCCAGGAGACCCUAGUGAACCUAGCGACCUUCUUGGACGUGAUGGGUUGCGUCUGGAGGUACCUCUUCCUCGAGCCCUCGAAGCGUCGCCCUCUUUUGCUCGACCUCCUGGAAUUGAUUCACGUCAUCUCAGGAGCUCUUUGGGACCGGAGGCAGAGCUCUCCCACUAGGGACUCCGAAUCGGAGGCCUCCUGGCUCGAUGCUCUCUCCGCCGAGUCUGCGGAAGGCGCACAGGCUCGGGCCACGCUGGGCGCCUACGCUUUUCAUAUCGUCUCCGCAGCCAUGAACUCCCCGGAAGCUAUGUCCAGUCAGCUCCCGAAAGCCUUGGAGGUUCUGCAUUGGUGGCUCCGUGAUGCGCUUCCCAGGAGCCUCGAGGCAGACCUGAACGAACUCGCUGAGGCUGCAGAGGAUGACUUGAUGGUCGCGGCACUGGCGGAGACCUCUCCGGAGGAAAGCACCGCUCUGGCAGUGAAGGGCGCCGAAGCUGCCAGCACGGCGGGCACCAGUCCCUGGCUGUGGCUGCUCUUCUUCUCGCCAUUCCCGGAGCGCUUGGUCCAGCAUGAUCCCGCCACGACCCUGAAGUACUGGAAGCAGGUUUGCGGGCUGCUUGCGACGCUUCCCGAGUCGCCGUCUCCUCGGGCUCACGAGCAGCUCUUCUACCUUGCCAUGAUCUCCUGCAAGAUGACCAGAUCCCUGAUUGAGAAGCUCAAAGCUAAUCUCAAGCCGCUCGAUGAAGCCGAAGAACGAAACCUGGUGUACGCCUUUGCCACCUUGGUUCCAGCCGUGACGGCCAUGGCAUCAGUGCGGCAGUGCUGCAAGGAGUUGCCUGAAGAUGAGUCAGCGACGGGCGAUGAGCCCCUGGCCACCAGUGGCACGGUUCGGGAGCGUGCAGAGGCCACCGUGCAGAGAUGCCUGUUGCUGCUGAAGACCCUUUUUGACAUGGGAUGGUCCCAUCCCAGUGUGAAGGUGGCACAAGCAGCCAUCUCCUCCGCGCAGAACCUGCUGCAGAACUCUGCCUGCACCGGCUUGUGCAUGAUCAUCGUGCCUGGGCUUGUCUCAGCCAUGGCUUCGCCAGAAUUCCCACCGGCGGUCGCGGAGACUGCAUGGGGUGCUCUCCCAGCGAUGCUCGCCGCACAACAUCAGGCCAAGAUCCAGGAGCUCGUUAGAGCGACGACGCAGCUGAUCCUGCAGCUGGUCAGUGCAGUCGCCAGCUACUCAAAGCUGCCACCUGGAGCUCCCGCCACUGCUGCCAUGGCAAGGUGCCUGAUGCAGGUCGCACAGAUCGACCAGGCCGUGCUGAAGACAGAAGUUGGGGCGCUUCCUGCGGACAGCCAGCGCACGGUGCAGGACCUCAUGAGAGCCCACAUGACAGCUGGCCGUGCAGACCCUUCCCAGGCGGGAGGCGUCUCGCGAACGCCCCUGGCAGAGAAGAAGAUCGAACUGAAGCUCAAGUUCUGA
Symbiodinium necroappetens is the source of this 5850-nucleotide messenger RNA. Lineage: Eukaryota; Dinophyceae; Suessiales; Symbiodiniaceae. The record is from the annotation of a GenBank genome assembly.